CCAGGACAGACCAAAGGACAAACAGACAGAGGUGUAGAAAGAGAAAGUGGCAAACAAGUGAGGAACAAAGAACAAAAACACCUGAGCACCCUCUUGGAAAGACAAGAAUAAAUGGCGAUGUCACCCACUGCUACGGUGGCCCGUCGGGCUCUCGCGGCUGCGUCACAAGGGAGCCACGAAGGAGGAGCAAGGACCUGGAAGAUCCUGUCCUUCGUAUUGGCCCUGCCAGGUGUGGCUGUCUGCAUGGCAAACGUUUACAUGAAGAUGCAGGCCCAUUCCCAUGAUACCCCGGAGUUUGUGCCAUAUCCACACCUCCGCAUUCGAACCAAGGCAUGGCCAUGGGGUGAUGGGAAUCACUCCCUCUUCCACAACUCUCAUACAAACGCUCUGCCCACCGGUUACGAGGAAACUCACCACUGAGUGCGACGGAACUGUCAGUCAGAUGCCAAUCAACGGUCUCAAAUCAGCAGCGACCGACAGACGCGAUUUUAACAUUUUAAACAGAAAUAAACAACUGUUUUUACAUGAAUUCAUUGCAUGUCCCUGAAUAAGAAAAGUAUCUGGUUACUACAAAUAAAAAGUAUUUCAGUUAGUUUUCUUUAAAAUUGAUUUAUCAAUUUUAAAGUUUAAAACUGAUUUAAAAUUGAUCAAAUUUGUCUUUAGAGUGAUCUUUUAUUUGUUUCCAAAACGUUUUACAAAAAAAAAAAAAAAAAAAAAAAAAACUGUGAAAAAUGCUCAAAAUCCAAAAGAAUCAGAUUUAAAUUCUUGAAAAAGACAUUGUAGACAACAUUAAUGCAGAGCUCAUUUAUUGAGAACCAUCCUCUGCCAUCACCAACAUUUGGCCAUAUCCACGAUUCAAUAUCUCAUAUAUACAGAAAAAAA
Messenger RNA from Pimephales promelas (fathead minnow), 882 nucleotides. RefSeq names its product cytochrome c oxidase subunit 6A2 (gene cox6a2). Lineage: Eukaryota; Metazoa; Chordata; Actinopteri; Cypriniformes; Leuciscidae. The record is from RefSeq and is a predicted model, not a curated record. Gene Ontology annotation, biological process: mitochondrial electron transport, cytochrome c to oxygen. Gene Ontology annotation, molecular function: enzyme regulator activity. Gene Ontology annotation, cellular component: mitochondrial inner membrane; respiratory chain complex IV.